Molecule: messenger RNA, 1766 nt
Organism: Solenopsis invicta (red fire ant)
Lineage: Eukaryota; Metazoa; Arthropoda; Insecta; Hymenoptera; Formicidae
Gene: emei
Product: transmembrane protein 161B
Exons: 11
Coding region: 76-1548 (490 amino acids)
Source: RefSeq, a predicted model, not a curated record
UUGGAGAACCCCGUUGCCUCCGAUGGAGCGAUCCCGCUUGUGAGACUUCCAGCCGUCGAUACUCCACGUCAAAGCAUGGCUCUUCUAGGAGCGCAAUUGGUCAUUACCCUUGUAAUGGUCAGUGUCAUACAAAAGCUGAGUCCACAUUUCUCCUUUGCGAGAUGGAUCCUAUGUUCCACUGGAUUGACACGAUAUCUGUAUCCAACAGAUCAGCAGCUCAGAGCGUUAGCUGGCGUGCCAAAGGAAAAACCAAAGAGGGGAAAAUACAGUGAGAAUGGCAAAGUAGGAGAUGUGUUUCACGUCCCUAGAAAUCUGGAUAUCACGCUUGAAAGUGCAAAAAUAACUACUCUCGAUGUAGUGCACUUGAAAUAUUACACUGAAUAUCAGUGGCUAUUGGACUUCUCCGUAUAUGCUAUCAUUGUUUAUGUACUGACAGAGGCGUACAAUUAUUUAUAUCCAAUCAAAGAUGAGAUUAAUCUCAGUAUACUAUGGUGUGUGGUGGUUUUGGGCUUUGCAUUCAAAGUACUGCUUUCUCUCUGGGUACAAUAUUUCAAGGGUGAAGAAAGUGUUGGUGAAAGGUCUACAUGUAUCGUUACUGGAUUUGCAUAUCUUCUUAUUGCUAUGAUGGUACUCAUAGUUGAUGAAAAUAAAUUGGAAAUUGGGUUGGAAAAGGCGUAUACAAGUUUCAAUCAUAGCGCUUCUCGUUUUUUAGAUACUCAAGGACUUUCUUCGACGGGACCAGCUUCAAAAAUUGUUUUGAAGUUUUUCCUUGCUAUAUGGUGUGGUCUAUUGGGAUCUUUGUUUACUUUCCCAGGAUUGAGAGUGUCAAAAAUGCAUUGGGAUACGUUAAAGUAUUACAAAGAUCAUAAGUUAUUAUUGCUAAUAGCAAAUAUUAGCUAUGCCUCGCCACUUUUGUUGGUGAGCCUUUGGAUUACACCUAUAAGUAGGGAUUAUUUAACAGUACGGAUAUUCAGUGGCAUGACUGCUCCAUUAAUGACAGUAGCAAGGUUUGAGAGUUUGAGGUUGAUCAUUAUUGUUGUUGCCGGAUUAUUAAAAAUUGUACUCAUGCCAAUAUAUCUGCAAUCUUAUUUAAAUCUCGCCAUUCAAAGAUUAGAAAUUCAAAAGAAAGAAGCUGGUAGAAUAACUAAUGUUGAUUUACAGAAAAAGAUUGCAGCUGUAUAUUAUUACCUAUGUGUAGUGGCGCUACAAUUUGUUGUUCCCAUAAUUAUAUGUUUAUUUUUUACAUUUUUGUACAAAACAUUGGGUGGUUUUACUUGGGAAGGCAUUAUAAAGGGAACACUGGAGGAAGAAUGUCCAGCGGAUGAGUUACCGAAGUCACUAUCAUCUACAAUUAGUACUGAUAAUAUCGACAAGACUGUUAUACAAACUGCUGAAGAAGUUCAACUUGCGCUAGGUUCAUUGAAACAGAUAUUUACCACGGAUGUGUACAGAGGUGUCUUAGGACUGGCGACGUGGUGGAGUUGCUUCGCGUUAUUUGCGACUAGCGCCAUGGGCAUGUUUUAUCAGUCAUAUUUCUCGAACACAUAAAAUGAUAAAAGAAAAAAUUCAGGCGUUGCAUAAAAUUUUCAUUAUUCACAAAUCAGUCAUUAUUAUUACAAUCAACGUUUUCCAUUGAGAGACAUAUUUUCAGAUUAUCUAUUUUAACGCCUAUCGCCAAAUAAUUAGGAUAACGGAUAAUGUAAGAUUUUGUAAUGCAGUAUCACAAUUGUAUUGUAAAUAAAGACAUUCUGGGACUUAAAUCAAAA